AUGCCAAAUAUAUAUCCUAAUCAUUUCCUCGACUUGGAUAGUAUGAAAUACAUCAUCAACUUCUCUGCCCCAGCCUUACAAGAACAUAAUCGUCCAGAGAGUGAGACCUACAGUCAUUGCAAGGCCCUUGAAGCCAAGCUGAAUUCAUACCCGGUGACUUACUACAUCAUACAAUUCCUCAUCUCCACGCAGCUCCCUUGUGAAAAUUCUUGA
Ustilaginoidea virens is the source of this 213-nucleotide messenger RNA. RefSeq lists its product as uncharacterized. The record is from RefSeq and is a predicted model, not a curated record. Lineage: Eukaryota; Fungi; Ascomycota; Sordariomycetes; Hypocreales; Clavicipitaceae. The transcript has 2 exons. The coding region runs from base 1 to 213 and encodes 70 amino acids.